Molecule: messenger RNA, 894 nt
Organism: Gavia stellata (red-throated loon)
Lineage: Eukaryota; Metazoa; Chordata; Aves; Gaviiformes; Gaviidae
Product: kazal-type serine protease inhibitor domain-containing protein 1
Exons: 4
Coding region: 1-894 (297 amino acids)
Biological process (GO): regulation of signal transduction; regulation of cell growth
Cellular component (GO): extracellular region
Molecular function (GO): insulin-like growth factor binding
Source: RefSeq, a predicted model, not a curated record
AUGAAGCACCCGAUGGUUACAGCAGUGCUGGUAGUACUGGUGCAGGUUUCUCAGAGUUUCCCUGCCUUGUACCACCGAGGUUGGUGGAGGCUGUUAAGGGAAGGAGAUAGUUGUGGAAAAUGCGACUUGGCACUUUGCUCUGAGCCUAAAGACUGUCCAGCCGGGACUGUAUUGGACCGUUGCGGCUGCUGUCCUGAAUGUGGAAAUGUGGAAGGUCAGAUCUGCGACUUGGACCAGGGCAAUCAUUUUUACGGGCAAUGUGGGGUCAACCUUGAGUGCAGGUUGGAUGCUGAUGAAGCAAGGUUUGGGGAAGUCCCUGAACCCCAGUGUGUGUGCAAGUCUCAAGAGAGCAUCUGUGGACCUGAAGGCAAAACCUACGAGAACAUCUGUCAAUUCAACAAGGCUUAUGCUACGAAAAGAAAUAUCAGCAUGAAACAUAAAGGACCAUGUGAAUCAGCUCCUGUUAUUUCUGUGCCACCUCAGGAUGUCCAGAAUUUCACAGGCAAUGAUGUCAUUUUUGGCUGUGAGGUGUCAGCCUAUCCUAUGCCACAUCUUGAAUGGAAAAAAAAGGGGAAUAAAAUGUUUCUGCCAGGAGAUGAUGCCCACAUCUCAGUACAGGCAAGAGGUGGGCCUCAGAAGUAUGGUGUGACAGGCUGGCUGCAGAUUCAAGGCCUCAAAAAAUCAGAUGAGGGCGUUUACAUCUGCCACACCAAAAAUAAGCACGGUGCAACAUACGCCUCCGCAAGAUUGAAAGUCAUUGAUGGCUCAUCUCCUGCAUUUGCAUUUACUGCUGGCAGUAGAAGUGCAAGCUACAGCGUUGAAUAUGGGGACUAUUAUGACCAAUCUGAUGAUGAAGAUGAGGAAGAAUAUGAAUCUGGGGACUAUGAAAAUUGA